This is a messenger RNA of Poeciliopsis prolifica (blackstripe livebearer), 2428 nucleotides long. Its product is annotated as paramyosin-like. Bases 94 to 1380 code for a protein of 428 amino acids. The record is from RefSeq and is a predicted model, not a curated record. The transcript is spliced from 2 exons. NCBI's taxonomy places the organism in Eukaryota, Metazoa, Chordata, Actinopteri, Cyprinodontiformes, Poeciliidae.
GAGAGAAAGCACAAGUAUUGUACUUAUCGCACUAACAAGCAAAGAGUCAAUUUUCUGAUCGAUUUUCAGAUUUUUUCAGAGAAAGAAUUAAAAAUGAACAAGAGCAGGAAGAUGAAUAAGCCUUGUGAUUGCAAAGACAAGGAAUUGCAACAGAUCAUAGCGAGACAGACGCAGCAGCUCAAUGACAUUGUGAAAAAAGUCAGCAUGAUGUCCAUCGAGCGAAAGUCUCUGCUGAAAGCGAAUGAGGAGCUGAACAUCCAAGUUCUAAACGUGAAGAAAGCUGCGCUUGAAGUUGACACUCUGCUGAGGGAGAAAGACAAUAAAUUAAAAGAACAGCUGGAGGCAAAUCAAACUUUAGAGAAAAAUAUCACCGCUCUGGAGAAGAUAAAGGCCACCUUGGAGGAGAAAAACACUUCCCUGGAGAACGAAAAGACCGUCUUGGAGAACGAAAAGACGGCCUUGGAGAACGAAAAGACGGCCUUGGAUAAGGAAAACACCACUCUGAGGGUGAAAAUCGAAGCUCUGGAACAGAAAAGUGUCGUCUUGGAGCAGAAAACCACUGGCUUGGCACAAAUAAACAACGUCCUCAGACAGGAAAACACCACCCUGGGGCAGAAUAAAACCGUCUUGGAGGAAGAAAACACCACCCUGAAACUGAGAACCACCACUCUGGAGAAGAAAAUAACCAACUUGGAGGAGAAAAGAACCAUCUUGAGGAGGAAAUGCACUGCCUUGGAGGAAAUGAGAGCCAUCCUCAGGCAGGAAGUCACCAACCGGGGGCAGAAAAUCACCGCUUUGGAGGAGGGAAAAAGCUCCCUGGAGAAGGAAAACUCCACCCUGAAGCUGAGAAACACCACUGUGGAGAAGAAAAUAACCAUCUUGGAGAAGAAAAUGAACAUCUUGGAGAGGAAAUGCACUGCCUUGGAGCAAAUCAAAGCCAUCCUCAGGCAGGAAGUCACCACCCAGGGGCAGAAAAUCACUGCGUUGGAGGAGGGAAAAAGCUCCCUGGAGGAGGAAAACACCAACCUGAAGCUGGACAUCGAUGCCUGGAUGAAAUAUAGCACCAACCUGCAGGUGAAAAGCGAGACCCUGGAGGAGAUAACCAGUGCUUUAGAGGAAAUGAACACCGCCUUUGAACUGGAAAACACCGCCCUGAAGCUGCAAAGUAUCAGAGAUGUCUCGGAAGAGAAAAAGGAGAACAAAAAGAUAAGAGACAGAGUAGAAGAGCAGAACCAGCAGCCACCUAACGAGGAAACCCACGAAGACAGCCAGUCGGUUUCAGACCAGCCGUCAGUAAUUGCACAUGUGGUGGGAGGUAUCUGGAAGACGUAUAAGAAAAUGUACGACAAUGGUACUCUGAGAUACUGGGUUAAACUGUGAUUUAAAAAGUGUCAUGAUAACUGAAUCCUUCAGAAAAGCUUUACAACAAAAGGACUGCAGUGUCAAGGGAGCUUGACACUUAGGGGCUGAUGGUGGAAGAUGUUGGCAGGAGAGCGUGCGGCCCGCAGGACUGCGGUGCCAUGGGAACUUGAGGCCUCGAGUUCCCAGACCAUCAGACUCUAGUCCCAUUUGUCGCCAGGUCAUCAGACACUCUCCGGCUGACCUCUGGGGCUUCGUGCCGAGUCCCGUUGGACUCCGGCUGACCUCCGGGGCUUCGUAUGGAGUCCCGUUGGACUCCGGCUGACCUCCGGGGCUUCGUGCCGAGUCCCGUUGGACUCCGGCUGACCUCCGGGACUUCGUGCCGAGUCUUUUUGCACCAAUAUUGCAUGUUCUCCCCAUGCUUCUGUGGGUUCUCUCCGGGUACUCCGGCUUCCCCCCAAAGUCCAAAAGUAUGAGUGUUAGGUUAAUGGAUUUCUCUAAACCCAUCCUUAGGUGUGGAUGUGUGUAUGCAUGGUUAUUUUUCAGCUGUCUGUCUCUGUGUUGCUGGCGACCUGUCCAGGGUGAACUCCGCCUCUCGCUGGAGCAAGAUACCUCCCAGAUCUCCCAUUUUUGGUUUGAAGGUUUCCUAAAUAAAUCUGUUAGCAUUCGUAGCGGGAGCUGAACUCCAGUAUUACGCCAAGCCCUAUAGCCAAUGCAAAAUAUUAAGUUUAGGAGAUAGAGAGAUAGAGAGAUUUAGGAGCGUGAGGACAGGACAGGCGAGAAAGAGGAGGAUUUCCCCUAUGUGGGAACAUUUUGAUUUGAUAAGCCCUAACAAGGUAGGUAGCAGACUUUGGCAAAGAUUGGACACUAGUGUCCUGGAGGCAAAGAGGAGGCAAAAUGUGUCAGCAGAUGCCACCUUAGAGGUGUUACCAAGUAUUUUUAGGCUAGUUUAACAUGCAAGUAUAUCAGUACACCUUUAAUACAAUGAAAUAUGAUUUUUUGUGUGUGUGUGGAUGUGGCCAUUCAUGCUGCUAAAUGAUGCAAUCACAAUAAAACUUGUGGUUUACGA